Molecule: messenger RNA, 1155 nt
Organism: Felis catus (domestic cat)
Lineage: Eukaryota; Metazoa; Chordata; Mammalia; Carnivora; Felidae
Product: keratin-associated protein 5-6-like
Exons: 1
Coding region: 220-801 (193 amino acids)
Source: RefSeq, a predicted model, not a curated record
GUCAAUACAAUCACAUGGUCAUGAUGAAAUUCUGAAAAAUACUCAUCCUUUGUCCGCUGCAAAGUGGCACAAACAGGAACCAGGAAGUGACAGUGUGUCAGCCUCUCACCUGACCCUGGCAGGUAUAUACAGGGCCCCCGGCCCAGGAGACUCCACACCUGAACACCUCCCCUCUGCACCUGCAUCUCUGACCGACUCCGCCCAAAACCCACCAGAAACAUGGGCUGCUGUGGCUGUUCUGGAGGCUGUGGCUCCAGCUGUGGGGGCUGCGGCUCCAGCUGUGGGGGCUGCGGCUCCAGCUGCUGUGUGCCCGUGUGCUGCUGCAAGCCCGUGUGCUGCUGCAAGCCCGUGUGCUGCUGUGUGCCAGCCUGUGCCUGUUCCAGCGGCGGCUCGUGUGGGGGCUCCAAGGGAGGCUGUGGCUCCUGUGGGGGCUCCAAGGGGGGCUGUGGCUCCUGUGGGGGCUCCAAGGGGGGCUGUGGCUCCUGUGGGGGCUCCAAGGGGGGCUGUGGCUCCUGUGGCUCCUGUGGCUGCUGCCAGUCCAGCUGCUGCAAGCCCUGCUGCUGCCAGUCCAGCUGCUGCCAGUCCAGCUGCUGCAAGCCCUGCUGCUGCCAGUCCAGCUGCUGCAAGCCCUGCUGCUGCCAGUCCAGCUGCUGCAAGCCCUGCUGCUGCCAGUCCAGCUGCUGCAAGCCCUGCUGCUGCCAGUCCUGCUGCUGCAAGCCCUGCUGCUGCUCUUCCGGCUGUGGGUCCUCCUGCAGCCAAUCCAGCUGCUGUGUCCCCGUUUGCUGCCAGUGCAAGGUCUGAGGCUCUGGCUGAUGGCCUCAGGGAACUCCGAAAGACCUGUGCUUGCCCUCAAGUGACUAUAGGUACAUCCUGGUUACACCCCCCCCAAAAAAAAAAACACACACACACACAAAGCCCGCCCCCCAAACACUUCCUCUCCACUUGCUGGAUCCCUCCGGUGUCUUGGCUUAGACUUUGCCCCCAGCCCUUGUGGCAAAGCAAUGGACUACUCUCAUACACAUUCCCGACAAAGGCGAUCCCAUCCUGCAGGCCCUUUGGCCUCUCCUACUGCCAUGCCUUCACGCCUGAGCCACACUACCUGCAAAAGGCCCACAGGGCCAGGACGUGGCUCAGAUCCCCCUCUCUCAUCAUUCU